Molecule: messenger RNA, 1656 nt
Organism: Lachancea mirantina
Lineage: Eukaryota; Fungi; Ascomycota; Saccharomycetes; Saccharomycetales; Saccharomycetaceae
Source: the annotation of a GenBank genome assembly
AUGAAGAAGUCAUUUGCGUUAUCCGCUGGACCACAACGUAAACGCUUGCGUGUAAGAUCGGCAUGCAUUCCAUGUAGACAGCGGAAAAGAAAAUGUGAUAACGGGAAGCCGUGUGGUAUGUGCUCUACUUUCGAAUAUGCAUGUCAUUACGAUGUUGAUGAGGGUCCGUCGGCACCUUUUGUGAAGAAGAUCUCCCAUAUUGGAGGCGAUACGAGAACGAGGUCUUCCCUCGCGAAACCAUCUACGGCCUCAGAUAGCUCUGAAGUUGAGAAUUUGGCAACUUCUACACAGCUCAAAACGGACACAGGUAUUCUUGAUCCGUCCAGAUCAAGGUAUAUGAGUCUCAACUCGGCAGUCGCUUUUCCCCAUAGUCUCGGACUCGAGCUUCAAUCUACAAAUCCGCCACAUCUGCACUCGUUUGCUUGGAACUGCGGUAUACGACUCGAGGAGAAGUCUGACUCUUACCCACAUUUGACCGAGUUCAUAACGAAGGAAGACGCCCAAAGGUACACAGAUAAAUUUUUCUCUGUUGUCCAGCCUCUGUUUGAUAUUUUGGACGUCAGAGAUUUCCGACAUAGUUCUGAGGAGUAUUGGGGAGAGUCUGGAAGAGGAUCCGAAUUCGGAGCCGUUGUUGGUGGUGUAAUAGCCUUGGGGUCAUUUUUUUCAGACAACGAAGGUCAUCCUCGGGAGCUUGAUAUUGUACAGUACUCAAAAAAUGUAUUAGAGGACCCCAAGUUUGCGCGUUCACCCACCGGGGAACAAGUGGCCGGCAGCUUACUGAGAACAAUCUAUCUAAGAUGUACAACUCGACCGCACACGGCGUGGUUAUCCAGUUGUGUUACGAUGCACCUCGCGGAAGCCACCGGACUCCAUCAUGAGAUUGACAAGGUCGAAAUCGCAAGCGAUAAUUACAGUCAAACAUUCUCAAGCGAUCGAGCGAGAAGGCUAUUCUGGUGUGCAUGGUCGGUUAACACUAUUAUAUCGUACGAAUAUGGGCGAACGAAUGCCCCAUUGCGCGAAAUCACCUGUAAACCUCCUAAGGAAUCAAAUGAGAGCUACAUAACACAAAUCGUCCAAUUGGCCCAACUUAUUCCCCAGGAGAUAUCAUAUCAAAGCUCAGAAGCACAAAUUGAAGUAUUACUUAACGCUAUAGCCAAUGUACAGGAGCUACCAGAUGUCCACCCGUUUCUUUCUCUGACCAAAGCGGACUUGUGCCAUUGUUUUUACCGUCGACUUCGAUUAUUGCGUCACCAACUUGAUAAAAGCGACGUAACGAAGAUCAUUAGCGUCGGCACCAAAGCUCUAUCGUCGGGGCUGGAACUCGUGCAAAGAAAUGAGAAUUGGUGGAAUGCUUUAGGCGCUGUGUUUCAAUAUAACUGCAUCCUCCUGGCCAUUGACUCUCCCGAUAGCCUUUCCUGUGUCCCUGCUGCGAAAACUACUUUUGAUCGCAUAGUCGAGGCUUUGAGAACUCAUGUUGCAUUCGAGGCAAAGACAACCGCAGAAAUACUACUUCGAGACUCGAUCAAGAAAAAGAGGCAAGAAAUCGAAGAGUUAGAAAGCGCCGAUCAAGAAGAAUCGGGAUUGCAGUGGCCUUCAUCUCCAACCAUUAAUUGGGACGCGCUACUGGAUCCCUCUAACUCAUUCUAUAGUCCUUAG